Molecule: messenger RNA, 834 nt
Organism: Fomitiporia mediterranea MF3/22
Lineage: Eukaryota; Fungi; Basidiomycota; Agaricomycetes; Hymenochaetales; Hymenochaetaceae
Exons: 4
Coding region: 1-834 (277 amino acids)
Source: RefSeq, a predicted model, not a curated record
AUGAACUCUGAAGUGAAUGGAAUCACUCUUGAAGACCUCAUCCAGCGAGUAAACAAGCUUCUGCGGUUCCCGAAGUCUUCCCCCGCAAGAAGAGAAUUCGCUGCGAAUCUCUCCAUCGUGGCACUCGGGAUAAGAGUGGCGUAUCUUAUUGACACAUUCUCUCCAGAUGAAGGAGAAAUUACCUUACAACGAUUAUUAACUUCUCUGCGUCAGGAAUCUUCAUGUUUCAGAAACGUCCGUGUCAUAUAUGCAGCAGAGCCUCAACAAUAUCUUUUUGUUAACAUGCCUAUGCUGCGUGAUCGGGCACAGUCCUUCCAUUUCCCGAGCGAUAGAGAUCCAUCCGAAGCUAACUCACCACUAUACGAUACAGUAUUUGUCCUUCUUGACCGAACGGAGGUACUAAUACCGCCUCCCUCAGAAGUCAUUCAAAUCGUCAAACAAAUCGCUGAAAGCUCAGAAGAUCCAAUCUCACUUCCAGAAAUCCUGACAACAAAAAUACUUGUCCCUCUAUCCGGCUUUCUGCUUGAAUAUCCAGUUGCUUAUGUCCCGUCAUCAGAGACGUCUUCAAAUUUCUUGGGAGGUGUUCCAUUGGAUGUGUAUGAAUGCACUAUCGAUCUAAAAGGUACACACUCUGGGGAAACCGUGAGAGAACACACGCUUCUGAAGUUCUCGUGCCCCGCACACCUUGCGGCGACUUGCACCACUCUGGAACCAACCCGAGUUAUCGGAGAGCUUGAACUUCGCUUUCGAGAUCGCCUGACGAACACAACGGACAGAUCGAGUUCACUCAAGGUCACUCAUUCGGUGGUCACGCAGGACAGAAUGGCUCUCUAG